GCUUCACCAUGGCGACGGCCGCAGGCCCCAGGCGAUUCUGCCGCUGCGCCUGUUUCUGCUACCAGGACUUGUACUCGGCGCGCUACGGGCUGCACCUGCGUUUCCACGAUAAGCAGCAGCUGCGCCGGGAGUACGGCGCGAUAACCCUGUGGCUAACUCAGGACACUGGCUUGCCUAGGGGCACACAGUCCUGCUAACUGGUCUCUCUGGCCGCAGCUCCUGCGCAGCCGUGGCUGCGUCAGCACCGAGGACUUCCUGCAACUCCUAGAGGAGGCACGGCCACCACCCCGGUUUCAGCUGUUGUGACACCUUGACACCUGCAGUGAAUCCUGUCAGGUUCAGAAAUAUAGAGCUUCCAGCUUGGGCCUCACUCUGGCCUUCCUGGGCCAUGCACGGUCACUUGCCGGGAUCAGAGGUCCUGCUUUAUAAUUGCCUGUGCCACCCCAGCUUGAGCAGGAGGUGCAGCGCCGCCGCAGGCUGGGGCAGGAAUCAGCUGCCCGGAAAUCCGUCAUUACCAGCUCCUACCGCCCAGCCAGGCCUGACAUCUACAGCUCCCUGCAGGAUGCAGCUCUGGCCCCUGAGUUUCUGGCCGCGACUGAGUAUAGUGCAUCCCCAGGUGCAGACCUUGACGGACUUCUCCAGCGGUUAGAGACAGUGUCAGAGGAGAAGCGCAUCUACCGGGUGCCUGUGUUCUCUGUAGCAUUCUGCCAGAUCCUGCUGGAGGAGUUGGAGCACUUCGAGCAUUCAGACAUGCCCAAAGGAAGGCCUAACACUAUGAACAACUAUGGGGUGUUGCUGCAAGAGUUAGGGCUGGAUGAUCCACUGGUGACACCACUGCGGGAGCGCUUCCUGCAGCCACUGAUGGCCCUGCUGUACCCAGACUGCGGUGGGGGCCGGCUUGAUAGCCACCGUGCCUUUGUGGUCAAGUAUGCGCUGGGCCAGGACCUGGAACUGGGCUGCCACUAUGAUAAUGCUGAGCUCACCCUCAAUGUGGCUCUGGGCAAGGCCUUCACAGGGGGUGCCCUAUACUUUGGGGGCUUCUUCCAGGCACCUGCAGCCCUGAUGGAGCCCCUGGAGGUAGAGCAUGUGGUGGGCCAGGGUGUCCUGCACCGUGGUGGCCAGCUGCAUGGGGCCCAGCGACUAGGCACUGGCGAGCGUUGGAACCUUGUCGUCUGGCUCCGGGCUUCUGCUGUUCGCAACCGUCUCUGUCCCAUGUGCUGCCGUAAGCCAGACCUGGUAGACGAUGAGGGUUUCAGUGAUGGCUUCACUCGGGAGGAGCCUGCUAUGGCAGAUGUAUGUGCACUGACUUGAGCCUGGUUCUUUAAAAGGUGGUGGUGGGGUGGCAGUAGAAAGCUCUGCUGUCUUGGACUAGGAGGGCAGAAAUAAACUCUGGAGCCACGACACUCCUUGGAUCCAAUGGA
This is a messenger RNA of Nannospalax galili (Upper Galilee mountains blind mole rat), 1421 nucleotides long. It is a transcript of the gene Ogfod2, whose product is annotated as 2-oxoglutarate and iron dependent oxygenase domain containing 2. The record is from RefSeq and is a predicted model, not a curated record. Lineage: Eukaryota; Metazoa; Chordata; Mammalia; Rodentia; Spalacidae. The transcript has 7 exons. The coding region runs from base 751 to 1311 and encodes 186 amino acids. Gene Ontology annotation, molecular function: oxidoreductase activity, acting on paired donors, with incorporation or reduction of molecular oxygen; L-ascorbic acid binding; iron ion binding.